GAAAAAUUAAAAAAAUAUUUAGGUAGAGAGAGAAAGAAGAAAGAGCGAAGUUUGCUCCCACCCAUGAUCCAAUCAACAGCUCAGCUCAAAGGAAAGGAGAGAGAUCAACACAAAAAUUAUACAAGUCUCUAACUUUCAUUGUUUGGUCUUAAAAAGCUUCACCGAUUUUUUCUCUUUCUUUUCAUCCUCUUGAGAUCUAGAGAGAGACACAAAACACACAUACAUAUGUCUUAAGCUUUCCUCUGUUUCUGCCUCUUGGUGAUCAUAUAAUUUCGUAGAGGAAGAAAAAGAAGAAGAAGAUGCUGCAGAGAGCGGCGAGUAAUGCGUAUUCAUGGUGGUGGGCGAGUCAUAUUCGUACCAAACAAUCUAAAUGGCUCGAACAAAACCUUCAAGAUAUCGAAGAGAAGGUGCAAUAUGUGCUCAAACUAUUACAAGAAGAUGGAGACUCUUUCGCCAAGCGUGCGGAGAUGUAUUACAAAAAGAGACCAGAACUCAUAACAUUCGUGGAAGAAUCUUUCAGAGCUUACAGAGCCUUAGCCGAACGUUACGACAAGAUCUCAACAGAGCUUCAAAACGCCAACACGACCAUCGCCACUGCUUUCCCUGACCAAGUCCCAAACUUUGCAAUGGACGAUGACGACGAUGGCCCCUCUAGAUUCUCCAAAAGACUGAACCUCUCUGGUCCCAACGCUCCUAACGUCCCCAAGCUACCUGUUAAAGACUUGAAAAGCGCGGUUAGAGUGGCUACCAAGAAGCUUCAACCAAGAAAGUCUAUGAAGUACACUGGUGGUUCGACCAAUGUGGUUGUCAAGAGUUCUGGUUUGAGUAAGGCCGAGGCUAUGGGAGAGAUUGAUAAGCUGCAGAAGGAGAUUUUAUCUUUGCAGACGGAGAAGGAGUUUGUGAAGAGCUCUUAUGAGAGAGGGUUGUCAAAGUAUUGGGAGUUUGAGAAGAGUAUUAAGGAGAAGCAAGAGAGAAUCUGUGGUUUGCAGGAUGAGUUUGGUGAGAGUGUUGUGAUUGAAGACGAUGAAGCGAGGAGGUUGAUGACCGAGACUGCGAUUAAGUCGUGUCAGGAGAAGCUGGUGGAGUUGCAGGAGAAGCAGGAGAAGGCUUAUGAAGAAGCUAGAGAGGAGCAUGUGAAGAUUGUGGAGUCUAAAGAGAAGCUGAGGUCUAUGGCGAGUCAGUUUCUAGGGGAGGAGAGUGCCUUAGAUGAUAGUGAUGAUGUUGGAAAAGAGUUGGAACAUGAGAUGAGAGAGAUGUCUAGGAAGAAGCAAGAGCUGGAGUCUGUGAAGGAGAAGAUUAGGGAGCAUUUUGAGUCUGGUGUGAACUCUUCGUUAGAUGCUACAGAGAUGGCUGAGAGAGUUGAUGAGCUUGUGAACAAAGUGAUUAGCUUGGAGAGUGCGGUUUCCUCUCAGACUGCUUUGAUUCAGAGGUUAAGAAACGAGACCAACGGUCUUCAGACGCAGAUCAGUACUCUUGAGACCGACAAGGCUGUUCUUGCGGAUGACAAGAGUGAUCUGAGGAAGAAGCUUAAGGAAAUGGAGGAGAGACUCAAAGCAUUGCAGGACUUGGACAGGAAUGUUAUGGUUAAGAGUAGCAGUCUGAGUACAGAGUUUGAUGCAGCUUGUACUAAUCUUGAUAACCUCUCUACUGGGAAUUUGGAUGAGGUUAAGCCAGAGAGUGAGUCUGAUAGCUUGGUGAUGAAGAAUGAUGUGGAAGGUGACAAGAGGAGCUUAGAUGUUUCUGGAGAUAGUGAGGAACAUCUAAAGGAAAUGGCCAAGGAGAAGAAAGAGGAAGCUGAGAAGAGUGAUCUCAUCAUCCCAAGUAAAAGUUCAGAAGUGGUUUUGGAAUCUACUGAAAAGAUUGAUUCUGAGAAGACAGAGACUGUUGUUGAUAAUGUUUUGGAGAAGCAGUCUGAAUCAGACAAGAGAGAUUCUGUUCCAGAGAAUGUUUUAGAGAUGCAAGCUGCAUCUGACAAGACAGAUCAUGUCUUAGAGAAGCAGAUGUCUUCUAAAGAAUCUGAUAUUACUUUCAAUAGCAAACAGAAAGAGGAAGGUGAACCAGAUUGGAAAGAGAUGUACAUGAAGGGAAUGGAGAACAGAGAAAAGCAUCUGCUCACCGAGUACACAACCAUUCUAAGAAACUACAAAGACAUGAAGAAAGCUCUGGACGAGACAAAAACAAAGAACGCAACAAAAGACGAUGAGAUCAAGCUACUCAGAGAGAAGAUGUCCCUCCUGCAGAAGGGUCUAGCAGACAGUAACGACCUGUUGGAAAGCCAGAUGUCAAACGACGACUACUCCAUCGGUUUCAUGGCUACAGAGAACGAGAACAUGUCCCUUGUCGAGGAACAGUUCAGGAUGAACAUAGACGAGCUUCUAGAGGAGAAUCUUGACUUCUGGUUAAGGUUCAGCACAGCUUUUGGACAGAUACAGAGCUACGACACAUCAAUAGAAGAUCUACAAGCCGAGAUAGCAAAGCUGGAGCAAAAGAAGAAGCAGGACGGAAGCAGCACAGCUAAAUACGCACUGAGAUCAGAUGUUAGACCACUUUUCCGACACUUGAGGGAGAUAAACACAGACCUUGGUCUCUGGCUUGAGAAAGGUGCAGCCCUUAAAGAGGAAUUAAAAUCAAGAUUUGAGUCUUUGUGUAACAUACAGGAAGAGAUAACAAAGGCCUUGAAGUCAAGUGCUGAAGAUGAUGACUUCAGGUUCACGAGCUAUCAAGCAGCUAAGUUCCAAGGUGAGGUGUUGAAUAUGAAGCAGGAGAACAACAAAGUGGCUGAUGAGUUACAGGCGGGGUUAGAUCACAUUACCACGCUUCAGCUAGAGAUUGACAAGACUCUAGGGAUGUUAACCGAGGAGUUUGCGCUUUCUGGUUCGAAGAACAGGUCUGAACUUGAGCUUCAGCACUCGGAUAGUCGCUCAAGAGUGCCCUUGAGGUCGUUCAUCUUUGGCUCAAAACAGAAGAAGGCAAAGCCGUCUAUAUUCUCAUGUAUGCAUCCUUCACUAUACAGGAAGAUGAAGACUUCUACAUCAACAACAUAGAUUGAUCACAGCUUGUAACUGGUGAAGCAAGAGGAUUGUCUCCCAGUUUUUUUUUUUUUAUUCAUUUUCUUCUUUAAAAGUUUGUAUCAGAACCAUUACAAGUAACAGAGUUUGUGAUUUUGUUUGU
This is a messenger RNA of Eruca vesicaria subsp. sativa (arugula), 3171 nucleotides long. The record is from the annotation of a GenBank genome assembly. Lineage: Eukaryota; Viridiplantae; Streptophyta; Magnoliopsida; Brassicales; Brassicaceae.